This is a messenger RNA of Engraulis encrasicolus (European anchovy), 522 nucleotides long. RefSeq names its product merozoite surface protein CMZ-8-like. NCBI's taxonomy places the organism in Eukaryota, Metazoa, Chordata, Actinopteri, Clupeiformes, Engraulidae. The coding region runs from base 1 to 522 and encodes 173 amino acids. The record is from RefSeq and is a predicted model, not a curated record. The transcript has 5 exons.
AUGUCCAUUAUUUCUUAUAAUCUGCUCCUGAAGGAUGAUGGAUCGCUGCAUGACGUCGUGGUUAUGAUUGAUAUGGCCUACUACACAUUAUCAAACAGGCCCAGGGCAGUGUCUCCAGUACCCAGCUCUGUGUCCAUGAAAAGUGACAGCUCUAUGGUGUCGCCUCCAGGCUUCAGCAAUGAUCCUCCACAUUCUGACCCAAAGCCCAGGGCAGUGUCUCCAGUGCCCAGCUGUGUGUCCAUGAAGAGUGACUGCUCUAUGGUGUCGCCUCCAGUCUUCAGCAAUGAUCCUCCACAGUCUGACUCAAAGCCCAGGGCAGUGUCUCCAGUACCCAGCUGUGUGUCCAUGAAGAGUGACUGCUCUAUGGUGUCGCCUCCAGUCUUCAGCAAUGUUCCUCCACAGUCUGACCCAAAGCCCAGGGCAGUGUCUCCAGUACCCAGCUCUGUGUCCAUGAAGAGUGACAGCUCUAUGGUGUCGCCUCCAGGCUUCAGCAAUGAUCCUCCACAUUCUGACCCAAAGUAA